Molecule: messenger RNA, 2666 nt
Organism: Polyodon spathula (Mississippi paddlefish)
Lineage: Eukaryota; Metazoa; Chordata; Actinopteri; Acipenseriformes; Polyodontidae
Product: alpha-N-acetylgalactosaminide alpha-2,6-sialyltransferase 5-like
Exons: 5
Coding region: 200-1147 (315 amino acids)
Biological process (GO): oligosaccharide metabolic process; ganglioside biosynthetic process
Molecular function (GO): alpha-N-acetylgalactosaminide alpha-2,6-sialyltransferase activity
Source: RefSeq, a predicted model, not a curated record
UUUUAGUGCAUCCGAAGAAGCGAGUGGGUUUAGUCUUAAUUCCUCUCCAUCGCUCUAAUCUCUGCAAUAGACGCGAUACACUGACUAGCGCAUCAACUCUGUCCCAGCCAUGUGCUUGCGAGAGGGAUUUUCAGAUUUAGUAUUAUGAAAGGUGGACCCAGAUGUGCAGAAGAGAGGGUUUAAGAGAGAGCGGCGCAAGAUGAAGGCACCAAUGAGGCAUGGGGUGGCAGUGUUUUUAGUCAUUACCAUGUGUACCAGCUUGUUGUUUGUGUACAACAACAGUUUCCAUCCACAGAGAAAGGAACCAGAGCCCAGGAAUAUUACCGCUAAGCCACAAAAGAUCGUCGUAACACCAGCUUUACAGGGAUACAUCAGCAUCAUAGAUCACAAGCCUCUGAAAAUGCAUUGUAGCAGCUGUGCACUGGUAACAAGCUCUGGACAUCUUAUUGGGAGCAACCGUGGAGCCGAGAUAGACCAGACCGAAUGUGUCCUCCGAAUGAAUGACGCGCCGACAAGCAACUACAGGAAAGACGUGGGUCAGAAGACCAGCCUGCGAGUCAUUGCACAUUCCAGCAUGCAGCGGAUAGCACAGAACCACAACGAGCUUUUAAACAUGAGUCAGGACUCGCUGUUCAUUUUCUGGGGACCCAGUAAUUAUAUGAGGCGGGACGGGAAGGGUCUGGUCUACAACAACCUGCAGGUGAUAAAGCAGGUACUGCCCAAGCUGAAGGUGGCCAUCAUAUCACGACAGAAGAUGCAGCAGUUGGACGAACUCUUCAAAAAAGAAACUGGCAAGGACAGGAAGAUUUCAAACUCUUGGCUCAGCACAGGCUGGUUCACCAUGACAAUAGCCCUGGAGCUGUGCGACCGAAUAAAUGUCUAUGGUAUGGUUUCACCUGACUUCUGCAGGCAGCCUCAUCCUCUUUCAGUACCUUAUCAUUACUAUGAACCUUCAGGGCCCGAUGAAUGCACGAUGUACCUCUCACACGAACGGGGGCGCAAGGGCAGCCAUCACCGUUUCAUCACAGAGAAGCGAGUUUUUGCCAACUGGGCACGGACUUUCAAUAUUCACUUUUACCAGCCAAACUGGAGCCCAAAAUCUGACAACCAGACCUUAAUUCGGACAGCAAGAGUGCCAGCUUCAUGAAGGACACGUGGCUGCUUUACUGCUUUGUAUCCUUCUAACAGAAAUGCCACUGGGUUGUGUGAAUUGGAACUCUCACACAAUGCCUCAUCUGUUUUUUACUAAUCUCCAUUCUCCAAUCGGAUGAUUUUUGAAAAAAAUCGCCAUUUUUAUGGACUUUCAUGGAACUGAAAUAUACAGAUGAACUCAAUUCCACAUCCAUUUGCCCUUUGGAACCAGUUUGUUUUUGUAUAAUUUCAAAUAUUUCACUUGGAAUCUUUUAGACCAUGUAACAUUGUUGUUUUUUCACCAAAGCAAAAUCGAUGUAAUUAGUUUGCAGGUGAUUAAUGGUGCUCAAUUUAUUACCCUUUUAAGCUGUCUGCACCAAUAUAGCUAUCUGAUGUAUUACAGCUGUGAGGAAACUUGUGUUGCUUAUUGUGUAACUGCCUUUGCUAAGUGGUAUUAUUUCCCCAGAGCUAAAAUUAUUUUAAAAAAAUAAAUAAAUGUAAGGUCUAUCAUCCUCUUUUCUGCUGCAAUUGGGGUCUCGAUUAUCUGCCUGCAACUGCCAAAAAUAGUUUCCACCACACAAUAAAAUAGCUAAAUUAUCUGUGCUAAUAAUUAUCCAAAUUAAGUAAAUAAUAAAAAAAAAAAUUACUGAAACAUCAAUAAUACAUUAAAGGGAAAGUGAGAUUCAAAUUUUGUACACAAAGGCACAUAAUGCAUGAAUAUGAACCAUGGAGCCAUUCUCUGAAUAAGGGUUAACAUUUUUCUUUUGGUUUGUUGCUCGUAAGGGACAGAAGAAAGGCACCAAGGUGAGCCUCACAGCAGCCCAGUUUAGCAUUCUGAUCAUUUACCAAUACACUGCUUGCAGAGGUGGCAAUGUAAUUUAACAAGUUAUCUUUCUCAUGGUCACGAGGAUUCAAACUGAAUAGAAAUCUCGCCCCUGGGUUGUUGAAUGGUGUAGUUAGGAUGCAUACACUUUGUAUGGGGAGCGGUUAUGUCAUACUAAUAAGAGGUGAGAGGCACCAGGCAUGGCUAGAGAGCAAAUAUGUAUGUAAUAUGUUUACCUUUUUUUUUUUUUUUUUUUUAAAUGCUCCAGUGGAUUAUUUUUUUAUUUUAUUUUUUUAAAUCAGGUGGACAGCAAAGCUAUAUUAGAAGGUGAUAUGGUGCCCAAAAACAUCAUUACCUCAGUUAGGCAACUUAAGCAAGCAAAUUCAUGGAUCUCAUGAAUACAGAACAUGGAAGCAAACAAUAAGUUCAACCAGAGAAGAGAAAUCACAAGUGGUGCAUAUGGCCAUAGCAUGUGCUAUCAUUUCACAAGUCACCAUGAUGACCAUGGAACUGUUCAAAGCACACGCAGCAUAGCCAAUUCUAGAAAAAGGGUAUACCCCAGAGAUUCAUUACAUGCAACAACACAGGGAACAAGAAUGGGAUGUUGAAUUAAUGCUGGAACAUUCCUUCAAUUGUAGUAUACGUUUUGCAAGAUUGCUGCCAGUUAGUUGUAUGUUCAUUUGAUCAACACAUUUGCUGUUGUGCCAUGCUA